AUGGAAUACCUCGGCGGCGGCUCCGCGCUGGACCUUAUGAAGGCAGGCAGUUUCGAGGAGAUGCACAUCGCCGUGAUACUGCGCGAGGUUCUGCGAGGCCUGGACUAUCUGCACUCCGAGAGGAAACUCCAUAGGGACAUUAAGGCGGCCAACGUCCUACUGAGCGAGAUGGGUGACGUCAAACUGGCAGAUUUUGGCGUGGCAGGACAGCUGACGAACACGACUAGCAAGCGGAACACCUUCGUCGGCACGCCGUUCUGGAUGGCGCCCGAGGUGAUUAAGCAGUCGUGCUACGACAGCAAAGCGGACAUAUGGUCGCUCGGCAUCACUGCCAUAGAGCUCGCCAAGGGGGAACCCCCCAACUCGGAGCUGCACCCAAUGAGGGUGCUCUUCCUCAUACCGAAGAACAACCCGCCUCAACUCACGGGCAGCUACUCGAAGCCGUUCAAAGAGUUCGUCGAGGCGUGCCUCAACAAGGACCCUGAGAAUAGGCCGACCGCGAAGGAGCUUCUGAAGUUCCAGUUCAUCAGGAAGGCGAAGAAAAACUCGUACCUAAUGGACCUGAUAGACAGGUACAAGAAGUGGAAGGCGCAGCGAAGCGAGGAGAGCGAAACGGAAUCGGAGAAUUCGGACUCGGAGGAGUGUAGUCGAGGCGACGGCGAAGCGGACGAGCCGUGGAUAAUGACGGUGCGCGGGGGGGCGGGCGCGCGUUCGCUCCUUCCCGCCUCCGAGCGGCGUGACGCGCGUGACAUACGCGACGUGCGUGACGUGCGUGACGUUCGGGAGCUGCGCGACAUGCGUGACGUGCGUGACAUGCGCGACAUGCGCGAGCGUGACAGGGAGGCGGAGCGCGAGCGCGACCGCCGCGACGACAGCUCGCUACCGUCGCCCACGUCGCCGUCCGCGCCCAAGCAGAACGGCGCGCUGAGCGUGCGCGGCGAGGACCCGCCCGCGCCCAACGACGCGCACGCCAAGCCCGCGCCCCACGCCAACAGCGACAAGCAGCCGCCCGCGCCCCACGCCAACAGCGACAAGCAGCCGGUCAGUGCUCCCACCGGCCAAUCGGAAUCCGCCCUCGUCUUCCGUCUCUUUCCUUUUCGCCCAACGACGCGCACGCCAAGCCCGCGCCCCACGCCAACAGCGACAAGCAGCCGGUCAGUGCUCCCACCUCGGCCAAUCGGAAUCCGCCCUCGUCUUCCGUCUCUUUCCUUUUCGCCCAACGACGCGCACGCCAAGCCCGCGCCCCACGCCAACAGCGACAAGCAGCCGCAUCGGCAGUCACCGAUAGUCCAAACGCCGAUAGAGCAGAGGAACACGAAGGAAAGAGAAAGAGAUAGGGGCGACAGGGAGGAUAGAAAGGAGAGGCAGGACCAUCAGACGUCGAACCGCGACAGCGUAGUCAAUAACAAGGCCGCUUCUCCCCUGGACCAUAGAGGAGCAAACAGCGAGGAGAACAAAGUGAGGCGGCACGCUUAUCUGCAACAGCUCAUUUACCCUCUACUCAAUGAGCUGGGCCGCAAGCACGGGCCGGGCAGCGCGGCCGCCAUCGACGAGGUGCGGCGCGCCUUCGAGAUGGCCGAGCGCAGCGCGCCGCACCUAACGCGCGCCUUCGUGCAGCAGGCGAGUAGUACAGAGGGUGGCGACGCAAUCGCACCAACCUUCUACGCCCACACACAACAACUCCCAACAGUGGAUGACGUAGGGACCCACGAAGGGGCCGGCUGCGGAGAGGUGCCAGAUCGGCCGGUCCCCUACUCCGACCGCAGCGCCCCCUGCCGA
This is a messenger RNA of Iphiclides podalirius (scarce swallowtail), 1779 nucleotides long. NCBI's taxonomy places the organism in Eukaryota, Metazoa, Arthropoda, Insecta, Lepidoptera, Papilionidae. The record is from the annotation of a GenBank genome assembly.